CCUCACCGGUACAACAUCGCAGUCGUGACUCAUGAGUGCGAGCGGCCACUUACGGUACAUGUACAGUAUAUAUGGCUGCGGGAAGCCGCCGCACACAGCUUGGCGUCAUCACGGUGCGCCUCUCCGUUGCGCCGCCGCACUCGGCUUUGCGCACCCGUUAGCUGCUGCUGCUACUGCUGCUGAAUGUAGAGAUCGAGAUGAUGCUACUGCAAGCCAAGCCAACACCAAGGCCGAAAGGCACAGCUGGGGUCAUCUACUGUAUCCGCACCCUUCAUGCGUGCGUUAGCACUUCACAACUCACAACUCAAAAGUGCCUGUUGUGUGUCGUGGGUGCAUGAGCAACCCACCGAGGCUCGUGAGCCGAAGCGUAGGGUCCGUACAUACCGAUGGACGCGCGCGCGGAC
This is a messenger RNA of Ceraceosorus guamensis, 404 nucleotides long. RefSeq lists its product as hypothetical. NCBI's taxonomy places the organism in Eukaryota, Fungi, Basidiomycota, Exobasidiomycetes, Ceraceosorales, Ceraceosoraceae. The record is from RefSeq and is a predicted model, not a curated record. The transcript has a single exon. The coding region runs from base 32 to 286 and encodes 84 amino acids.